Messenger RNA from Agrilus planipennis (emerald ash borer), 817 nucleotides. RefSeq names its product zinc finger protein 567-like. The transcript is spliced from 2 exons. The annotation marks the transcript as partial. The record is from RefSeq and is a predicted model, not a curated record. Gene Ontology annotation, molecular function: RNA polymerase II cis-regulatory region sequence-specific DNA binding; DNA-binding transcription factor activity. NCBI's taxonomy places the organism in Eukaryota, Metazoa, Arthropoda, Insecta, Coleoptera, Buprestidae. Gene Ontology annotation, biological process: regulation of transcription by RNA polymerase II.
UCGAAUUUUUUUUUAAUAGGUCCUUGUUCGUUUCGUUGUCACCAAUGCCGCAAGACUUACAAGUAUCGAAGAAAUCUUUUGAAACAUAUUAAUUACGAGUGUGGAAUAGAACCGAAAUUCGCUUGUCCCUACUGUACAUACAAAGCCAAGCAGAAGAUUACGUUACGAUCACAUAUGAUUAACAGACAUGGAAACGAUUUAGUAAAGAUAUUUAUUUACAUUAUUUAUGUUGCAGGGGAAAGAAAUUACUACUGCGGUCAGUGUGGCAGGUCAUACAAAAGGGCUAAACAUUUGUACAGGCAUAGAAAAUUCGAAUGCGGCAAGGAACCAACUUUUGCUUGCGAAUUUCCCGGUUGCACUUUCAAAUGCAAAAGAAAGGACAAUUUGAAAUUGCAUCAAAAGACUCAUUGGUCUCCUGCAAAACGAAAUUUCGUGUGGAACAACUGCAUAAAGUUGCUGUAAAUAAUACUAUUUGUUUUCAUAAGUUAAGGAUAGGUUUAAAUUCAUAUAAUGUAGCCUAUAAAAUUAUCUUACUUUCGUGGUCGUUUUGAUUCAAGUACAUGUUAAUGGUAUGUAUGUACGUUAUGGACACUGCGGCCAAUUUUUGUAAACAGUUACUAAACUUUUAAAAAUAAAUCGGGUAAAGGAUUUAAUCAGUUUUGUCUAAUCUACGACAUUUUCUGUUUAUCACUGUCGUUAUUACAUUACCUUAUUAUUAUUAUUAUUGUUAAGUGUUACUGAUAAUUCGCAUAAAUUUAAGUUGUAAUCUUUUGUAGUUAUAGAUGCUGAAUUUAAAUAAAUAAUAAUAGAUAUCGUC